CCUUGUCUCACUCUUACUUUGCCGUGUUCUUCAUACCCCACUUACUUGUGCUCGCUGCACACACCCCUUCACUCCUGGAAACGGCACGACCCCACGCGCCGAGAAAUGACCUCGGACGACGACAACAACGACCACGACCUCUGUUGAAAACACCUACCCCUGCGCGCGCGUGCUUGCUUCUCGCCCCCCUGCCCCGCCCUCGCAGCGACAUUCGACUAAAGCUUUAACCCUUCCCUCCUCUCUCCUCCUCUCACACCCACCCACUAGAACCCCUCCACAAUGUCGUUGACGUCUAUCGCGUCGGCAGCCACGCCAGACGACUUGGCGUCCCUCGAGGACCAGACAAGUGAAACACUCACUACGGCCCUCGCACAGCACUUUAACAGAAAACAGGUCUACGUCCGCUGUGGUCCCGUCACUGUGCGUCUGCUGCUCGUUUUCCCUCUGAUAGCUGACCCUCUCCAGAUCGCGCUGAACCCCAACGACCCCGAUAUGGGCAUCUAUACCGAGCAGGUCCGAAGACAGUUCGCCGAGGCCGUCGUCGACGCCAGCGACACGCACGUGUACGGCACGGCGGAGCAGGCGCUGCGCAGUCUGAGCGCCGAGGGGAGCCAGAACCAGACGAUUGUGAUCACUGGCGAAAGUGGAUCUGGAAAGACAGUCACCUGCGGACAUAUCCUCCAGUACCUGUGGGAGCGGGGCCAGGUGCAGCACUCGCUCCCGACAUUACUGAGCGACAUUGAGGUGGUGCUCGGCGCGUUCGGCAACGCGCCAACAAGCCAUAACCAGAACUCGAGUCGCUACGCAAAGCUCGUCAACGUACACUUCGACCCGAGCAACACCAAGGUGGUGGGCACGUCCAUCUCCGCCUCUCUACUCGAGCUGGGUCGCGUGACGGCCGCGCCGGACGCGACGUUCCACAUCUUGCGACACGUCGCCAACGACGACAAGGCCGAGCUUGCGCCCAUCGACGCCGCGCUCAAGUCGUUCGGGCUGGAGCCCGAGACACAGGAGCAGGUGUGGUCGAUCCUCCGCGGUAUCCGGCACCUGGUCGAUGGCGAGCAAGGCCCAGAUAAGGACUCUGUUGGGCGGGCGGCCGACGCGCUGGGAUUAAAGCGCUAUGCGCUGAGCCGCGCGCUCAGCCACCGCUCCGUGCGUGGUAUUGCUACGGCGCGUAGUCCCGAGGAGGUGGUCGCGGCGCGGUAUGGCCUUGUGCGGACACUCUACGGCCGUCUGUUCGAGUGGCUCGUGUCGCUCAUCAACACGACGCUCAAGGCGACCUUUGCUAAACUCGACCACGCAGAGGAGGGUGUCCCAACCAAGGACAUCACUGUCGUCGACAUUUUCGGUUUUGAGCAGUUUGGCACGAACACGCUGUCGCAGUUCCUGAUCAACUGGGCCAACGAGCAUCUGCUGCAAGCUCUCUACAGCGUUGUCCUUCACCGUCAACGCGAGGAGUACGUUGCCGACGGCAUUGCCAUGGGCGAGGCACCCAACCUGCCAAGCUGCACGGCCACGCUGCAGGAGAUUGCACGCUGCCUCAACGACGCGAGCAAGAUCCGCACCGCGGCGGCGGGUCAGAGUGUCCAGGCGUUCGAGGUCAACCUGUCGAAGUUGAAGCUCGAUGGCCUGACGGCACACGGCGUGGGCGACUUUAUUGUCGACCACUAUGCUGGCCAGGUUCGGUACACGACCACGGACUUCACCUCAGCCAACGCUGAGCGCGUAGACACAACUAUUGACUCAUUGCUCGCUCUCUCCACCACACCACUUGUCAUCGAACUCGCCAAGGCCGGCGAGAUUGACCGCCGCGGCGCGAUCCCCACCAUCGCGGCUUCAUUCUCCACAUCGCUCAAGUCGCUCAAUGACCAGCUAUCGUCCACUCAGACCCGUUACAUCCACUGCAUCAAGCCAAACAAGCUGGCGGAGAAGUGGAGAUUUGACCAGGAGCUCGUCACGCAGCAGGUGACUGCCUGUGGUAUUGUCCAGGUCGCCCGCUUCGCCCGCGAUUGCGGCCCACAUCGCCUCGACCACUCCUACUUUGUCCAGAGAUUUGGCCCGCUUCUUGCGCCGAUUGUCGAGGAAAAGGCGCUGCAGGCGUCCGACACUCACCCUUCCCUCUUCCUCAAGACCAAGCUUCCAGAAGCAGUCUCGUACCUCAACAGCAUUGCCCAAGUGGAGCACGGCGUUCAACUCGGCAAGGCUUACGUGUACCUCAACAGCGGGGCCGUCAACGUGCUGCAGCCCAAGCUGUCAAAGGAGCACAAGCGAUACGUUUGGAUCGGCCAGCGUGCACGUACUCAACUUGCACGUCAGCGCCUUGAACGGAAGAGAGCGGAUCUUGCAGCUGCCAUCGCAAAAGCAAAGGCUGAGGCUGAGGCGAAGCGGUUACAUGAGGAGGCUGAGGCCAAGGCCCGUGCCGAGGCUGAAGCUCGGGCCAAGGCGGAGGCAGAGGCCAAGGCCAAGGCGGAGGCCGAGGCCAAGGUCCGAGCAGAGGCUGAGGCCAAGGCACGCGCCGAGGCAGAAGCUCGUGCUGCCGCGGAGGCGGAGGCGCGAGCGGUGGCAGCCGAGGAGGCGCGCCGCAAGGCGGAGGCUGAGGAGAAGAUUCGCCGAGCCGCACAGGAGGAGCAGCAGCGACAGUUAGCUGAAGCGCGUGAGCGUGCCAUCGCCGAGGGACACGAGAAGAAUGCGCAGGCCGAGGCACGACGACGAGCCGAGGCGGAGACGCAGGCUAAGCUGUUCGACAAGGGACCAGGAGCGGCAUCAUAUGCCAUUCCCGCCGCCGCCGCGGCUGUUGCUGCUGCUGCUGCCGGCGCGGCGGCAGUGUCCUCGCGUUCGAGAAAGCCGGUUCCUCCGUCAUCAUCACUGCCUUAUCUCGCGGACGACGCGUUUGCGGACGCUCCAGAGGAGCCACAUGUGGAGCCAUCGGCGUUGGCAUACCUCGACCAGGCGGAGGUGCCUACCACACCCGCCGAGAAGCAGGUGACGCCGAACAGCACCGGCUCAUCGACAAGCGCGCGGUCACAGUCGUCUGCUCGCUACCGUCGCGGCUCCACGAGCUCGACGACGGCGACUUCCGCCCAGGCCAUCAGCGACGCCGAGAAGGACACGUCUGUCUCUGCCAUCGUGGUCGACGAGGACGACAACGACGAGCUCGUGACGGACGACACAGAGUCCACCGUUGGCCCCGCUGUGCCUGGCAAGCCGUCCCCGAGCUCGUGGAAGUCGAGCCAGCGCAAGAACACCAAGCCUCGCAUGAGUAGCGACAAGGAGUUGCCCGCACUCCCGGACACACCGACCAAGGCGCCGAGCAAGCCAGUGGAGAACCCCCCUUCGCCGACGAUCACCAAGGCGGCCUUAACCACACCAGUCAAGGUUGCUGAGACACCAGUCAAGGUUGCUGUUUCACCGAGCACCGCUGCCACGCCGCUGCGGACGCCGAAAUCCGAGUCUGACGGCCCCGGUUCUGCUGUUAUCACCAGACCCAGCCCCAGAGGCGUCUUGACGCCGUCUGGCAGAUCGAUCAACUCGCCGAGCGCCGCACUGCCCUCAGCGAGCCCACCGGCUUUGGCGCCGCUCGCACCGCUCAACUACUCCCUGCGUGCGCUGUCGCCAAACGGCAACAUCCACAUGGUCACUCCCCCACCCAACCUGUGGAAGCCGCUCCCUCUGCGCCCCAACACCAAGCGUGAGAGGCGGCGGUCGCUCCUCAUCGACCGGGGCGUGGAGCAGGUGAUUGUUGACGGCCUUGUCACCCGCCUUGUGCGCCCGACGGAGGACCUUGCCGUUGCAGCCGCAGCGGCCAUGCUGCUUGCACUCUCCAUCACGAGGCUGUUCGAGCUCGGUGAAGACUCGUUGGGGCAGCAUGUCGCAUCCCAGAUUGUGCGCACGGUCUGGUGGAGCAUCAAGGAUGUCGACACAAUGCCGCCGCUCAAGGAGGUGUGGUGGCACGCCGUGCUGGCGAGCUCGACGGUCCGACUGCUUCCCGAGGAUGUGGCCGGCCGUACCGAGCUCCCGGGCUUGAUCCGGAGUGUCACCUCGCGCAUUUUGGUGCACCCUGCGCUGAUAAACGCUGCGGGCUUCAACCAGCGCGUCAUCCUCGAGUGUGAGACUGAGCGUCUGGAGCCAGGACUCGACAGGCUAUGGAGCAGCCUUGACCAGCUCCCCCAAGACUUGAUGGACGGAAGUGCGCUUGUGUCGGUCGAGCGCUCGUUCCUGGAGGUGGUAGGCAACGUCGUCAAGAUGCCUAAGCUCGACCCGAAGCACGGCCUGCUGAUCAAGGAGGGCCUUGGUAUUGUAUCAGAUUGGCGCCUCACGCACAGCAUCCCGUCCCAAACGUUUGAGGCGUUUGCCAAGAUGCUGUUCGAGGACCUGACCUCGAGCUCGCCAAGCCCCGAGUUCCAGCACGCCCUCGCCCAGCUGCGUCGCAGCACAAAGUACAAAAACACCAAGCAGGCGGCCGACCUCGCGCUGCAGCGCCUCAUGCCCGACGCGCCGUUCGACUCGAUGACGCCGAGGCUCGAGGCCGCGCUGGGCGCCUACCUCAACACGAUUACGCCGCCAGUCGAUGUCGACGACGCGGCGAACCACUUCCCCGGCAAGAUUUUAGCGACCGUGCUGCCGUGGCUGCGUGCUGCGGCUGCGUAGUGGAGAGUGGUGUAGCCGGGUGUGGAGGAGAGCCUGUCGCGGGCGACGCGCUAGUUUGGUCCUGGGUAUCUGUUGUAGAU
Molecule: messenger RNA, 4727 nt
Organism: Vanrija pseudolonga
Lineage: Eukaryota; Fungi; Basidiomycota; Tremellomycetes; Trichosporonales; Trichosporonaceae
Product: Myosin-52
Exons: 10
Coding region: 280-4647 (1455 amino acids)
Biological process (GO): vesicle transport along actin filament; actin filament organization
Cellular component (GO): myosin complex; cytoplasm; actin cytoskeleton
Molecular function (GO): ATP binding; microfilament motor activity; actin filament binding
Source: RefSeq, a predicted model, not a curated record